ACUUCCCCACCUUCUCCACCUUCUCUCCCGUACACUUAGCCACCGCCGCCCCCUUUGGCCAAAACCCUAGCGCCCGCACCAUGGCCGGCCUCCACCCCUGCGUCGACGGCGACGAGCUCGAGUCCCCCCGCCUCCCCGCCCUCAAGUGGCUAGAAACCCACCAGAAGAGAGGAGAGCGCCGCUCCUCCUCCGUCUCUCUCGAUUCCCAGCCCACACACCCAACCCGCCGUCGCCGACCUCCAUCCUCCCCGCCAACCCCAGCCACCGGCGACCACUCCCCUCCCCUCCUCUCCUAAGGCCAUGGUGGGACCCUCCUCGCUCGCGCCAUAAACGUAGCCGCACCGCACAGCCAUGGCGAGAUCCAGCACCAGGCUCAUGAGGAGGAGAUGAGACAGGCAGGCACCCUCGACGCCCGCCAAGGAGGAGCUGCUCUUCAAGGCAGGCAGAGUUUGGGCCACCGCGUCGCCGGCAUUGUUCCUCCUCCACCUCGACUGGCCGACGCAGAGAGAAGAGAAGCCCGAAGUCCUCGGCCCUGUCGUCGGAGCGCCGAACCCUCAUCGCCUGGAUCCAGUCGCCGACGCAGCCACGCCGUUCACCCCGAGAUGGAUGUUGCUCUGCAGAUGGCCAGGGUCUCCGCCGUCGGCGUCGGCGUCAUCUAUGGCUCCAUCAAGAUCGGCAUCCUCAAGGGACACUAUCUGCUACGGUGCGCUCUGCUCGAGAAGGAGGACUACGCUCUCGCCGUCAAGGAGUUCGAGAAGGUCCGCGGUUUGCAAAUCCUCUCUGUACAUUCUGAACCAGGCUCUGUAUUAUACUAAGAUCAUCACGUUCCUGCCAUUUACAGUAUAAGAAUUGGUAGAUUGUAAGCACCAGUCUGACUGACGAUUAACUUGAAGAUGGUCUAGAAUAUCUAUCAGGAGUUGGCGUGAGUUGUAGUCUAACAAAUUUAUUGGAUUUUAUUGUCUGCGUUUUCCAUAGCAUUGCGGAAUUUUAACUGAACCCCUUGCCCUCUUUCACAUUUGUAAAUAUCAUCAGAUGAAAUGGUUUCACUCUUACCACUUGGUGGCUCUACAUAGCUUGUCAUCAGCUUGUUAUCUUCUUGAGAAAGAUGGAAAAAUCAAUGUGUAAUGACUAGUACUGAUUUUCUUGGUGCAUUUCGCCCCGCUCUUCUGAUUACCUAUGGAUUUAAUU
This is a messenger RNA of Triticum urartu, 1188 nucleotides long. The record is from RefSeq and is a predicted model, not a curated record. NCBI's taxonomy places the organism in Eukaryota, Viridiplantae, Streptophyta, Magnoliopsida, Poales, Poaceae.